Molecule: messenger RNA, 1174 nt
Organism: Labrus bergylta (ballan wrasse)
Lineage: Eukaryota; Metazoa; Chordata; Actinopteri; Labriformes; Labridae
Source: RefSeq, a predicted model, not a curated record
UCCUACGACCUGGCGUCCACAUAUGUGGACAUCACAUUUUGGGUUGUCUAGACCACAAUAUUAAAUUUUUCUCUACAAGGGCCUGGGGUCCACAUACGAGGACUUUAUACUGCCACUUAGUGGUGUCAGAAGAGUAUAACACAUUAUACAUUAGAUUCAAGAUGGCCGACAACACACCCAGAAGUUCAGAUGGCAACUCCCGAUCCAAACUUCGACCAGAGCGUUAUUCUCUGUCAAGAGUAAUGGAGUUAUUGGGGUUAAUUGGUAGAGACAACUCAGAGGUGGAAGAUUUGUCAGACAUCGAUGAUCCCGUAGGGGAUGCUGAAUAUCAACCCCCACGACAGGAGCCAAGCACCAGUGAGGAGGACAAUAGUGGAUGUGAGGGCCCCAUUCCACAGCCCUCUCAGCCUAUCAGGGGACGUAAACGUCUCCGUGAUGAAAAUGAAGGAUAUCGUUCAGAUCGUGACAGAUCACGCACUCCCAGACGUCGCUCUCAGACACAGCAGGAUGAGGCCGAUGUCUCAAACAAUGUCCCUGAAGAGAUAACACCAGGACCAAGCCAUCAAGAACAGUCCAAGAAAGGGUGUGGGAUGCGAUGGAGGGCUUCUCCGCUCACACCAAAUCAAGCCCAGUUUGAGCAUGAGGAGGAAACUGUGCAGGACAGAGCGGGCUGGACCCCACUGGACUACAUAGAACAGUAUAUUGAUAAAGAUUUGAUGAAAAUGAUUGCAGAUUGCUCUGAUGCUACGUCACUGGCUAGAAGUGGGGACCCACUCAUCAACACAUCAACUGAUGAAAUUUAUCAUUUUUUUGGUGCCUGUAUUUUGAUAUCUUGCAUACUAUAUCCUGCAAUCAGGAUGUACUGGUCCAAAGCCUUGAGAUUCACUGAAAUGUUCACGUGACAGAUUCUUCAGGCUGAGGCGAUCACUCAAAGUGCUCAUUGAUGAUGAUGUUCCAGAGGACCUGAGAGAUUGUGAUAAAUUCUGGAAGGUGAGGCCUUUUCUGAAUCGCAUUCUGAAAGGCUGCAAAUCUCAGGCUCGACCAGAAUGCGUUUCCAUUGAUGAGCAGACGACUCCUUUCACAGGAGCUUGUCCGUAUCGACAAUAUCUGCCAAUGAAACCAAACCCAGUUGGCAUGAAAAACUUUGUUUGCGCAACAGCAGAUGGUAUUGUGC